AUGAACACUCAACAGAUGGAGCAGAUGGGCCAGUUCAAGAUCACGGUGUGGGAGGAGGAGAACUUCCAGGGAAAGCGCUGUGAGUUCAUGCUUGAGUGCCAGAACAUCAUGGAGAGGGGCUUCAAGAAGAUCCGCUCCAUCAAGGUUGAGAAUGGACCGUAAGUCCACAUUGUUAGUGUCCUCCGUCUCCUGUCUCUCAUCUGUCUCCAUCUGACUUUCAGACACCAUGAAACCUGCUCGACCUCCUCAGAGUCUCUUGUUCUGGAUUACAGUCUGUGCUUGUCCGUGUGUUUCUGUGGGAGAUUAACUGUAGUCCUGAGACCUUCAGAUUAAAGCUUCACUCAGGGUUUUUCAGAAUAACGGCUCAAAAACAACAAAACUGGAAACUCAUGAUUUUGUAUAAAUUCAGUCAGAAACAUUCUUAUCAAUGAUCCUCCUGGUCUGAUCCGAGCUCCCCGGACCUGACCACAGACUGUAACCAAUAACCAAUCAGAAAUGAGCGCCAACGCUGUUACGGCGUUAUUACACGCCAUGUAUUGUUUGCAUUCAUUUGUGCAUGCAUCCAAGUGUAACCCACUCUCAAUAUGAUGUGGCCGUGUGCAGCAGCUGGCUGUGAGCCUGGAUGGCUGACUGACUGACUGCUGAUCAGAUAAAGAGCGGCGGGUGGAGGCGGGUGGAGGCGGGUGGAUUUCAUGUUUGUUCUGUCAUCGCAGAGACAAAAGAAGCUUUUUCUGUGGCGCUCUGUGGACAAAAAUGAACAUUUUGGUGUUUUUUCACAUUUAUUCUCAGUGUCCUCAGAAAUUUUCCCGUUUCCAGACUUCUUAUUGGGUCAUUCAGCUCUAAAAUUUCCCCUCUUUUCCUCUUUUCUCCUUCCUCCACCUCCGACCAGCUGGGUGGGUUACGAGUACCCAGAGUUCCAGGGACAGCAGUUUAUUCUGGAGAAGGGGGACUACCCUCGCUACGAAGCCUGGAGUGGAAACAGCAGUUACAGAACCGAACACCUGCUCUCCUUCAGACCCAUUAAAUGUGCUGUAAGUUUGAACAUCCUUCACUUUCUCCUUUUUCUCCGUUAAAAUAUCCCUGAACCUCUUAGUCUUUUCUCUGAUCUGAUCUGGACUCUGGGAGCCUGAAACAUGUCAGCAUACUCGGUUAUUUCAUGACUGUGAGUCCGUCUUUGACUCUUUGUUGUCGCUGCAGAACCACAGCGACAGUAAGGUGACCCUGUACGAGUGUGAGGACUUCCAGGGCCGUAAAUUUGAGGUCUGCGAUGACUACCCCUCCCUACAGGCCAUGGGCUGGUGCAGCAAGGAGGUUCCCUCUAUCAAAGUCAACUCAGGAGCGUAAGUCACAUUUUAGUUCUCCCAUCUCUGCCUCCCUGUUCUCCUUAAUAUACGGAGAAUAUAAAUAUAAUAUAAUAUAAAUAUAAUAAAAAUAUCUGAGUCCAUCUGAGAAACAUCCACAGAGCUUCACUGGACCAGCUGACAUGAAAACAAAUAAAGCCGUUUGCUUAUUAUCUGAUCUGAUCCUGAACCCCCACCCCCAUCCUCCCUCUCUACAGCUGGGUGGCCUACCAGUUCCCUGGUUACCGUGGUUACCAGUACAUUCUGGAAAGAGACAGACACCAAGGCGAGUACAGAAACUACAACGAGUUCAGCACCCAGGCUCACACUAACCAGGUGCAGUCCAUUCGUAGGAUCCAGCACUAA
Xyrichtys novacula (pearly razorfish) is the source of this 1706-nucleotide messenger RNA. NCBI's taxonomy places the organism in Eukaryota, Metazoa, Chordata, Actinopteri, Labriformes, Labridae. The record is from the annotation of a GenBank genome assembly.